Monopterus albus (swamp eel) is the source of this 6121-nucleotide messenger RNA. It is a transcript of the gene plxna3, whose product is annotated as plexin A3. The record is from RefSeq and is a predicted model, not a curated record. Gene Ontology annotation, cellular component: plasma membrane; semaphorin receptor complex. Lineage: Eukaryota; Metazoa; Chordata; Actinopteri; Synbranchiformes; Synbranchidae. Gene Ontology annotation, molecular function: semaphorin receptor activity; protein binding. Gene Ontology annotation, biological process: semaphorin-plexin signaling pathway; regulation of cell migration.
CGAGCCGUGCCAAACCAAGCUGUGUGUGAAUGGAGGAGACGCGCCGCGCUGCUCCGUGAUCUUUCUGCUCUGGAUUAUUAUUUCACUUUUUAACGCAUGAAAUUUUUACCUGUCCGGACCGUUCUGCUGCCAACACCUGACUUCCGCUCACUCAGGUUUUACGUGAAGAGAAAAGAAGAGGAAAGGCAGCAGCAGCGCGUGGGACUGUGGAUUUAAAUGACCGAUUGGACUUUUCUGCGCGUUUCCGUCCAGCCAUGACCCAGUGAAGCUGACUCUUCAUCAGACCAGCCGCCAGCUCUUCACUCGUCCUCUCUCCCUCCAUCCUCUCCUCUUCUUCCUCCUCUCUUUGUCCACCAUGCUCCCUUCUUUCUCUCCUAUCCUCCUCUUCCACCUCCUCCUCUCCUCCCUCCUCCUCUCUGCCCCAGCUGUUCCUCCCCCUCCCUCUAUGGCCUCGAGCAGGGUGGUGUACCGGGCGUUCGACACCUCCCUCACCCACCUGACCAUACACCGGAGAACAGGUGAGGUGUUUGUCGGUGCUGUCAACCGAGUGCUGAAGCUGUCAGCCAAUCUGACGGAGCUGAGGAGUCACAUGACCGGACCUGUGGAGGACAAUGCCAAGUGCUACCCUCCACCCAGCGUCAGGGCCUGUGCUCACCGACUGGAGUCGUCAGAUAAUGUGAAUAAGCUCCUACUGGUGGAUUAUACUGGGAACAGACUGGUGGCCUGUGGGUCGAUCUGGCAGGGUGUCUGUCAGUUCCUCAGACUGGAGGAUCUUUUCAAACUGGGAGAGCCGCAUCACCGUAAGGAGCACUACCUGUCUGGAGCCAGAGAGGCUGAUGGGAUGGCAGGUGUGGUUGUUGGUGAGGACGAUUGGACGGCUGACCCCAAGAGGAAGAAGCCGGUGAAGGGCGGCAGCCGGCUCUUUAUUGGUGCUGCCAUCGAUGGGAAGUCGGAGUAUUUCCCCACACUGUCCAGCAGGAAGCUGGUGGCAGACGAGGAGAGCGUCAACAUGUUCUCACUGGUGUACCAGGAUGAAUUUGUCUCCUCGCAGAUCAAGAUCCCGUCAGACACGUUAUCCCUGUACCCGGCCUUUGACAUCUACUACGUCUAUGGCUUCUCCAGCCGCACAUACGUCUACUUCCUGACACUGCAGCUGGACACCCAGCUGACACAGAUGGAUGCCGGUGGAGAGAAGUUCUUCACCUCGAAGAUCGUCAGGAUGUGCUCCAACGACACCGAGUUUUACUCGUACGUGGAGUUUCCUCUGGGCUGCACCAAAGACGGCGUGGAGUACCGACUGGUCCAGGCCGCCUACAAGCAGAAGCCGGGGCGGCGGCUGGCUCAGGCGCUCGGCCUGUCCGAGGACGACGAUGUCCUGUUUGUCGUCUUCUCACAGGGCCAGAAGAAUCGCUCCAACCCGCCCAGAGAGACGGUCCUCUGUCUGUUCACCCUCCAGGACAUCAACCUGGCCAUGAGAGAGAGGAUCCGCUCCUGUUACCGUGGAGAGGGACGCCUCUCGUUACCGUGGUUACUCAACAAGGAGCUGCCCUGCAUCCACACUCCGAAGCAGAUCGGAGAUGAUUUCUGCGGCCUGGUGCUGAACCAGCCUCUGGGAGGCCUGAGGGUGAUCGAGGGAAGCCCGCUGUACGAGGACCGCACCGAGGGCAUGGGCGCCGUGGCCGCCUACACCUACGGGGAGCACACGGUGGUGUUUGUGGGAACCCGCAGCGGACAGCUGAAGAAGAUCCGUGUGGACGGGAUCCCGCCGCUGGCCCAGAAUGCUUUGCUGUACGAGAUGGUGACAGUGGUGGAAGGGAAGCCGAUUCUGAGAGACAUGGUGUUCAGUCCAGACCACCAGUACAUCUACCUGCUGAGUGACAGACAGGUCAGCAGACUCCCGGUGGAGAGCUGCGAGCAGUACAGCGGCUGCUCGGCCUGUCUGGGCUCCGGAGACCCUCACUGUGGCUGGUGUGUCCUCUUCAGCAAGUGUUCCAGACAGGAAGCAUGUGACAAGUGGGAGGAGCCUCAGCACUUUAACACGCACCUUGAACAGUGUGUCGACAUCUCCGUUAUGCCGAGCAAUAUGUCCGUCACCUCGCUGGCAACACAGCUGACCAUUCGAGUGCAGAAUGUCCCAGCGCUGUCGGGAGGGGUUUCCUGUGUAUUUCAGGACCUGAGUGAAACCCCUGGAGAGGUGGUGGCCCGAGGUCAGGUGACCUGUUUGUCACCGUCACUGAGAGACCUGCCGGCACACACACAUGACUACGGAGAGAAGCGUGUGGUUCAGCUCAGCCUUCGCUCCUCAGAGACCGGUCUUCAGUUCAUAACCACCGACUUCAUCUACUACAACUGCUCCGUGCUCAGCUCGUGUACUUCGUGUGUCAGCAGUGUGUUUCCGUGUCACUGGUGUAAAUAUCGCCACAUCUGCACCAACAACCUGCAGGACUGCUCCUUCCAGGAGGGACGAGUCAGCAACAUGGAGGGCUGUCCACAGAUCCUCCCCACCUCUGACAUCCUGGUCCCAGCUGGGAUGGUUCGUCCAAUUACGUUGCGAGCUCGUAACCUCCCCCAGCCUCAGUCAGGUCAGAAGAACUACGAGUGUGUGUUCAACAUCCAGGGCAAAGUCCAACGAAUCCCUGCCGUACGCUUCAACUCCUCCUGCAUCCAGUGCCAGAACACCUCGUACUGGUACGAAGGGGACGAGGCCGGCGACCUCCCAGUGGAUUUCUCUAUCGUCUGGGACGGGGAUUUCUUCAUCGACAAGCCGGCGUCUAUGAAAGCGCUGUUGUACAAGUGCGAGGCUCAGCGCUCCAGCUGCGGCCAGUGUCUCAAAGCUCCUGCAGCCUUCGACUGCGGUUGGUGCACAGAAACCAGGAAGUGUCUCCUGCGGCAGCACUGUCCGGCGCCUGAGCAGAACUGGAUGCACCACGGCCGCCACAACCUGCGCUGCAGCCACCCACGCAUCACCAGGAUUGACCCUCUGACCGGGCCUCGGGAGGGGGGGACACAGGUGACGAUCGAGGGCGAGAACCUGGGUCUGCAGGUGAAGGAAAUCGCUCAUGUGCAGGUGGCCGGAGUCCGCUGCAACCCCGUGCCCUUGCAGUACAUCAGCGCUGAAAGGAUCGUGUGCGACAUGGCCGAGGCUCUCCUCCCUCACUCCCCCGGUGGGCCCGUCGAGCUCUGCAUUGGCGUCUGCAGCGCCGAGUAUCGAACCCUCUCCACCCAGACGUACUCCUUCGUGAGCCCCAGUUUCAGUCGGGUCCGUCCGGAGAAGGGUCCUGUUUCUGGGGGAACCAGACUGACGGUAACGGGUCGACACCUGGACGCCGGUAGCACAGUCAAAGUUUAUAUCGACAAGGAGGAAUGUCUGUUCGUCAAACGGACCAACCGGGAAAUAAUCUGCAUAACUCCCGCCUCCUUGUCGGGCUCUGGCCCCGCCUCCAUCCGUCUGAUGAUUGACAGAGCCCAGGUGACGAGCUCCGAGACCAAAUACAUCUACACCGAGGACCCGACCAUCACCAGUGUUGAGCCCAACUGGACCAUCCUCAACGGCAGUACAGUGAUCACAGUCACAGGAACCAACCUGCUGACCAUCCAGGAGCCCAAAGUCAGAGCCAAGUACGGAGGAGUGGAAACAAAUAAUUUCUGCACCGUGGUCAACGACAGCACCAUGACGUGUUUGGCUCCUGGUCUGGUCUACGGUAAACCCGAGCCACCGGAGGGGGCGCUGCGCCCCGAUGAGUUCGGCUUCAUCUUCGACCAGGUCUCCUCUCUGCUGGUCCUGAACUCCACCCCCUUCACACACUACCCAAACCCAACCUUUGACCCCCUGGGGAGCUCUGGGAUCCUGGAGGUCAAACCGGGGUCCCCCAUCAUCCUCAAGGGUAAAAACCUGAUCCCACCCGCCCCCGGGAACACCCGUCUGAACUACACUGUCCUGAUUGGGGAGUCCCCCUGCCUGCUGACCGUGUCCGAGAACCAGCUGCUCUGUGAUUCGCCAGAUCUCACCGGAGAACAGCGAGUCCUGAUCCUGGUUGGUGGUCUGGAGUACUCCCCGGGUACGCUCCAUAUCUACUCGGACAGCGCCCUGACGCUGCCCGCCAUCAUCGGUAUCGGAGCAGGCGGAGGCGUCCUGCUCAUAGCCAUCAUCGCUGUGCUGAUUGCCUACAAGAGGAAGACUCGUGACGCUGACCGGACCCUGAAACGCCUCCAGCUGCAGAUGGACAACCUGGAGAGCCGGGUGGCGCUGGAGUGCAAAGAGGCCUUUGCAGAGCUGCAGACAGACAUCCAGGAACUGACCAACGACAUGGAUGGAGUGAAGAUCCCCUUCCUGGAGUAUCGAACCUACACUAUGAGAGUCAUGUUUCCGGGAAUAGAGGAACACCCGGUCCUCAAAGAGCUUGACUCUCCGGCCAACGUGGAGAAGGCGCUGCGUCUCUUCAGCCAGCUGCUGAACAACCUGCUGACCUUCAUCCACACUCUGGAGGCUCAGAGGUCCUUCUCCAUGAGGGACCGAGGCAACGUGGCCUCGUUGCUGAUGGCUGCUCUGCAGGGCCGUAUGGAAUAUGCCACCGUGGUGCUGAAGCAGCUGCUGGCCGACCUCAUUGAGAAGAACUUGGAGAACAGAAACCAUCCCAAACUGCUGCUGCGGAGGACGGAGUCUGUAGCUGAGAAGAUGCUGACGAACUGGUUCACCUUCCUGCUGCACCGAUUCCUCAAGGAGUGUGCUGGCGAACCACUGUUCAUGCUCUACUGUGCCAUCAAGCAGCAGAUGGAGAAGGGGCCGAUCGACGCCAUCACAGGAGAGGCUCGCUACUCCCUGAGCGAAGACAAGCUCAUCCGGCAGCAGAUUGACUACAAACAGCUGACUCUGAUGUGUAUCCCUCCGGAGAGCGAGGCGGGGACAGAGGUGCCAGUGAAGGUGCUGAACUGUGACACGGUGACUCAGGUCAAGGACAAACUGCUGGAUGCCGUUUACAAAGGAAUCCCAUUUUCACAGAGGCCUCAGGCUGACGACAUGGACCUCGAGUGGCGUCAGGGCCGACUGACCAGGAUCAUCCUGCAGGAUGAAGACGUGACCACCAAGAUAGAGAGUGACUGGAAGAGACUGAACACACUGGCACACUACCAGGUGACAGACGGCUCCCUGGUGGCACUGGUCCAGAAGCAGGUGUCAGCCUACAACAUUGCCAACUCCUUCACCUUCACCAGAUCCCUGAGCAGAUACGAGUCGCUCCUGCGGACGUCCAGCAGUCCUGACAGUCUGAGGUCCAGAGCUCCGAUGAUAACCCCGGACCAGGAGACAGGAACUAAACUGUGGCACCUGGUGAAGAAUCAUGAGCACAGCGACCAGAGAGAAGGAGACAGAGGCAGCAAGAUGGUUUCUGAAAUCUACCUGACCAGACUGCUGGCCACCAAGGGGACGCUGCAGAAGUUUGUGGAUGACCUGUUUGAGACGGUGUUUAGCACCGCCCAUCGCGGCUCUGCACUCCCAUUGGCUAUCAAAUACAUGUUUGACUUCUUGGACGAGCAGGCUGACAAACGACAGAUCAGUGACCCAGAUGUCCGACACACCUGGAAAAGCAACUGCCUUCCUCUCAGGUUCUGGGUGAAUGUCAUAAAGAAUCCUCAGUUUGUGUUCGACAUCCAUAAAAGCAGCAUCACUGACGCCUGCCUGUCGGUCGUCGCUCAGACCUUCAUGGACUCCUGCUCGACGUCCGAACACCGACUCGGCAAAGACUCUCCGUCCAACAAGCUGCUCUACGCUAAAGACAUCCCCAACUACAAGAGCUGGGUGGAGAGGUACUACAGGGAUAUUGCAAAAAUGCCAAGCAUCAGUGAUCAGGACAUGGAUGCCUACCUGGUGGAGCAGUCCCGUCUCCAUGGCAAUGAGUUCAACACACUGAGCGCGCUCAGUGAGCUCUACUUCUACAUCAACAAAUACAAGGAAGAGAUCCUGACAGCGCUGGACCGGGACGGCUACUGUCGCAAACACAAACUGAGGCACAAACUGGAGCAAGCCAUCAACUUGAUGUCUGGGAGCAGCUGAGAAGAGGGGCAGGACGAAGGGACCGAUGGACUUAUGGAUGGGGGAUGGGGAAGAUGAACUGGGGAGGGGGAU